AUGCUGCCACUCCUGCGGCAACGGCGUGGCGCCGCGCUGCGUGGCUCUGGUAGUCUGAUGCUCUCGGCGCAGCAACACUCCCGUCGCGCGGCUUCGCUGACCGCUGCCGCGGUGCCUGAUGUGGUUGUGUGCCGUCGCCUUCGAGAUUGUCAGCAGCGCGCGCAAAUUCUGAUGCGGAAUGGCUUCGAUGCUUUGAGUGCCACAUCCGAGCAGCAGCGGGAGACAAUAGCAGUGACAUCAUCUAGUUGCUGUGGGGCAAGAACGCUAUUGGAGCUACACGAAAUGGCGAAGCGCUUUGUGCAUUUACUCCACACUACUCUCUUCCUACCGCGUGAUGUAGUGCACAGGGUGGAAGAUUUUCCAAUGUUUCUCCUACACUGCUUCCGGCGUCAUGACAGCGCGGCGCUUGUGGACGUUUCCAUGGGCGAGGAGGCAAUCGUUGACGGCUUCAUUGACUGGAUGGACACGGCGCUCCCCACCGCCACGCUGUCAAAUGGAGAGGAAGUCGUAUCUUUCGUGGAGCUUAUGAGACUCGUGCAGUCCUUUGUGCGUUAUCACCGCGGUGUGCGGUGGGGUGGCGGGGCGACAAAAGCCGAAUGGUACCGCGGCGGCUAUUUGCUGCACCCGUGGCACGGCACGUACUGCCCCUCCUCCCGCGCGGAGCAAAUGCCGUACGUACACCUGCUGCAAUGGUUGCUCCGCAUGAAAAUGCCACGGCCGGAAGUCACACCGGGGGCUGACGACGACGACGUCGCUACUGCGGCUGCUGCUAUUGGUAGUGCUGACAUUGGUGGUGGUGGUGGUGGUGGGUCAUCGCCGCGUGAUGACGCAAUGCGGGCGUGGCGGGCGACGGAGGCGUUCUCCCCACCUGCGUGGCGGUGUGAUGGGCUGGCAAAGGACGCCGCCAGCUUUUCGGCACUCGACUGCGGUUGCCACAGCGGUUACAUGACGGAUUUACUGCUAAAGGCCGGCGCGCAACAGGUGGUCGGUGUCGACGUCACGUCGGAGGCCUUAGGCAGCGCAGAGGCGACUCUCCGCGAACACUUACGGGAGCGACGCAGCACUUCACUCUCAAGAAAAACAUUACAAUUUGUGCGCUGCAACUUGCUGCCCGAGUGGGAGGCUGUAACACAGCGUGAAGAGUGCCCGCCGACGAACGGAGGUGUUCUGGCUGCAGCAGCGGCGCAGCGGCGGCGUGCGGGACGACGUCAUCAACUUGCCGCCAACCCAAUUGAGAGUGAAUCGUCAGAUAAGGGGGUUGGUCCGUUUGACCUGCUCGUUUUUCAUCCGCCUCUCCGGCCUUUGUUUCCGUCGUGGCCGCUUUUGCAAGACACAUCAUGUUGUAUUGAUCAAUUCGCACUUGAUGGUGGUGACAAUCACCCGCACUCCUCCUUGCCGAUGUUGCGCGAGUUGCUUCAGAGGUUAUUGCACUCCUCGAGCAAUGGCGGCAAUGGUUUCACAGAGCGGCAGCAGCAGCGACGAAUGUUCCCGCUACUGAAAGACGGCGGCUACAUUGCUUUUAUUCUUCCACGCUCAUUUGACAUUACUUCUAUCCUGAAGGAAACGUCAUCUUUAUUCACUCCGUUCAAUAAAAGUGGCAGCUCUGUUUCUGUUAUGCCUCUCAGUGAUGUCGUCACUUCCACAUUGGAGGGAGCAUAUGAAUUGGUGCUGCGGCGUCGCCACUCGCUUGCUGGGUUGCUGGACAGCAACGAAACGACGCACCGCCGCAAUGUCGCGUACAUGCGCGCGUUUGCUCACCCGCAGUUCCGCAAGCGUAUCGAGCAGGAACUUGACGCUUUUUACCGAACGUACCAGACAGUAGACCUCCUCGUGUUCCGAAAGAGGGAACAUGCCGGCUUCACGAGGAAUAUCAAUAGCUGCGAUAGCGAGGGCACUGAGGGCAGCAACAAAAGCGUGGUGACGCCACCGUCGCUGGACUACGAGGAGAGUUUCGAGUACGCGGAGUACAUCCCGGCGUUCGGGCCGUCGCCGUCGCACCAUUGGACAGAGCUGACCCCGUCGUACUCAUACUUGGAGGACGACUUUUUUGGCAGGAAUGGGGCAAUAGCUCCAACGGCAUCACAUAAACGGAACUUCUUGGCUGUCGGCCAUACUACGCCUUUCAGUAGACAGAAGUCACGACAAGAAGAGCAAGAACGGGAAUAUGGUGAAUGGGGCCAGGCGAACUUACAUGCCGUGGAGCGAAACAUUGUCAAUUAUCGCAGUAUGUUUGCAGCGGAGUUGAAACAGAAGCGUGGUGGCCGGAUGCGCAAGAUGGCACUUCAGCCUUUGGAGAAACAGGAGUGGUACAUUGAUGAAAAGCUUGUCAAGUCUGAGGCAGCAAAAGUUGACCUGCUGAACGAAUUAUCGCGAUUUGAUAUGCAGGACUGGGAUUGA
Trypanosoma grayi is the source of this 2397-nucleotide messenger RNA. RefSeq lists its product as hypothetical. Bases 1 to 2397 code for a protein of 798 amino acids. Lineage: Eukaryota; Euglenozoa; Kinetoplastea; Trypanosomatida; Trypanosomatidae. The transcript has a single exon. The record is from RefSeq and is a predicted model, not a curated record.